This is a messenger RNA of Leptopilina heterotoma, 2466 nucleotides long. RefSeq lists its product as uncharacterized. NCBI's taxonomy places the organism in Eukaryota, Metazoa, Arthropoda, Insecta, Hymenoptera, Figitidae. The record is from RefSeq and is a predicted model, not a curated record. The transcript is spliced from 4 exons. Bases 322 to 2370 code for a protein of 682 amino acids.
AUUUCUCAAGAUGGUUAAUUUGUCCCUCUGUUAGAGAAAUGGCACGAAUAUCUGUCAAUGGUGAAUUUGAACAUUCCCGUGUGGAAAUUGCCUAACUUAAGUUGAGUUUGAAGUUUGGCCCCAACUUGAUAAAAUAUUUUAUGGCUACAACAUAAAUAAUAUCGUGGCUCUGGCUAGAACCAGUCUUAAGUGAUCUAAUCCCAAGAAUCAACACAGCUGUUGGAAUCAACAUUCACUCAUUUAAGGUUAAGUCAAAUAAGUAACUAUACAGAAUUAUUUGUAAUGUUAUGCUAAAAUGAAUUGUUUCUUUUGAUAUUCAUAAUGAAUAAAGAAAAAAGUACGAAACGGGUCCGAAGAUGCAGAUUUGUUUCAAAAAAUACUACUCGUCAUCUUAAUGAGAAUGAAGAAAUUUCAGAUAUUGAUUUGGAAGCAUCCUCUUCAGAAAAUGAAGAGCCAGAAAUUUUACAGAGGUUUCCUGAUGAAAAUGAAGCUAUGGCAACUGUUAAUCCUGAAAUUAAUGCUAAUAGAGAUACAGAAUCGGAAGAAUCUAUAGCUUCAAUUUCGGAAGACGAUGAAAAUGACAAUGAUGAUGGCUUUGAAAAUGGAAUCAUGGAAGUAGUGGAAGAUGAGCCCGAAGAAAUAACGCAAUUGCGAGUUCUAGCGGUUAAAAGUGGUAUGAAGCAGAUACACGUUAAUGAAAUGUUGAAGAUUUUAAGAAACAGGCUUCUUCCAGACCUACCUAAGACGGCUAAAACAUACCUCGGAACUAGCACUGCAAAAUAUAAUAUUGAACCCAUGCAGGAUUCGGAUGGAUCGAAUGGCGAGUACGUUUAUUUUGGAAUAAAAUCAAAUCUUGACGAAUGUAUCGAUCCAAACGUCCACUCCAAGUCAAAGAUUUUCUUACAAUUUAACAUUGACGGAAUCAACCCGAAUAAAUCUGGAGAAAAAGGAUUUUGGGUAAUAUCUGCUAAGGUUCACUAUCGUCCUGAUAUAUUUAAACCAUUUGCUGUUGGAAUUUAUUCCGGAAAUUCUAAGCCAGCGAGAGUUGACGAUUUUUUUAAAGAUUUUAUUCCAGAAAUUAAUCUGCUUCAACGGAGAGGAAUUAUAAUCUUGGAAAAGCCUUUUAAUGUUAGAAUUCAUUGUUUCAUAUGUGAUAUGCCUGCUAGAGCUUAUAUAAAAUGCACAAAAGGCCAUACAGGACAUUAUUGUUGUGAGCGAUGCACCACCAAAGGUACAAGAGCUAACAAUGUCACACAGUUUCCGGAAAUAACGUGUGAAGAGAGAACUGAUCAGUCUUUUCGAACUCGCAGUCAACGUCAACAUCAUACAGGCAUAAGCCCACUUUUGCGAAUUCGUCCACCAGUAAAUUUAAUUCAUGCUUUUAUUCUGGAUUUUAUGCACUUGUUCUGCUUAGGAAUAAUGAAGCGAUUAUUAGAUAGAUGGUUUGUCAUUACAGGACGUGCGAAAGUUGGCUCAAAACUCAAGAAAGAAGUUAGCAGAAGGCUUGUGCAGAUCAGAAAAUGUGUACCGUGCGAAUUUCAACGAAAACCUAGAAAUUUGAAGUAUUUACAAAAAUUUAAGGCAACUGAAUUUAGGUUUAUUUUACUAUAUUGUGGACCACUUGUUUUGCAAGGUAUUUUGAGUGAAGUACGAAUGAAAAAUUUUCUUUUAUUGCAUAUUGCUUGCCGAAUUUUAUGUAAUGACGAACUUCUAGAAAAAUAUCAUCAACAUGCAAAUCUUUAUUUGCAGCGGUUUUUUUCAACAUUGCCUUCAUUGUAUCGCAGGAUGCAAACAAUGAACAUGCAAUGUAGCAUACAUGUUGUUGAUGAUGUUAUUACAACAGGCUGCAACUUAAGUGAAAUUACUGCCUUUCCAUUCGAGAAUUUUUUAGGAAAAUUGAUUGGUUUAAUUCGAACUCCCAACCGUCCAUUAGCUCAAAUCUGUCGUAGGCUCCACGAAUUGAAAAAAAUUGAUCCUCCAAAACCAACUCUACCUUUUCGUAUUCAAUUAUUAAAAUACAGUGAAGAGAAUAUUCUUAAACUAAAGUACAAAGAAUAUACAUUGGCUACAAAUAAUCCAGACAAUUUUGUAUUGCUUCAAGACAUGACACUUGUACAAAUAACAAGAAUCACUCGUAUACUCGAUAAUAUUGAAAUAGAAGGAAAUCCUUGGAAAGUGAAAAAGUCUUUAUAUUUGUAUCCAACAGAUUCUGAAACAUUGUAUAUGUGGGAACUUCGAGACAGAGCAGAGAAUAAUAUUAUUCGGUGUGAUUUAAACGAUAUUAAGUUUAAGAUGGUUAAACUUGAGUUUAAUUUGAAAGAAAAUGAAAAAAUUCGAUUUUAUACAAUGCCUCUUCUGCAUUACUCGUAAACUGUAUAAAACUUUUAGGUGGAAUAAAAGUGAAAAUAUCGUUUUAAUAUAUUUUUUGUUACCUCCUAAUCAAUUAAAAAUUUAAUAAUCUGCUUU